AUUUGACCGGAAGUUAUGUUAUCUCUGUCACGUGAUAGCGAAUCUUUGCCAAGCUUUAGUUCGAAGUCGAUGAUGUCUGAUAUCACGUUGUACUGGGGCUCUGGGAGUAUACCAUGUUGGCGCAUUAUGAUUACUUUAGAAGAAAAGGGGUUGGAUUACAACUCCAGAUUGAUGUCGUUCGAGAAAAAAGAACACAAAAGUAAGGAAAUUACGACGCUAAACCCUCGUGGUCAGCUGCCCACCAUGAAAGUUGGCGACUGUGUUGUGAACGAGUCGUUCGCUGCUUGCGAUUACCUGGAGACUGUCUACAAGGACAAGGGCACCUCUUUGUACCCACCUGCGUCGUCUGAAAAGCAGCUAGCCUUGGUCCUUCAAAAAAUGCAUGAAACGUGUAAUAUUCAGCAGAAGAUGGUUACUAAUAUUAUUUACUAUCUGUGGGGUAACCCGAACCCGGACAAAGAUCUGCUGACUAAACGACACGCGGAGCUGGCUGAAGAACUGGUUCGCUGGGAGGACUACAUGAAGGAGCUGAAAUCGACCUUUCUAACUGGGCCUGAUAUAACCAUGGCAGAUGUAAUGUUUUUCCCAUAUAUUGCUUUCGGAGUUCGAUCUGGCCUGCAGCUGGAAAGUCGUUAUCCGUGUUUGGCAGCCUACUACAAUAUGAUGAAGGAGAGACCGAGUGUGAAAAAAUCUUGGCCACCACAUUGGAAAGGCACUUCAAAUAAUAACGUACUGGCUGAUGUCUAAAUAUAUUAGUUAUGUAUUAUUUUGGUAUGACCGUGUUGUGACCACCCUAUAUAUUUUUUCCUCUUUCUCACAGUUGUCACUAAAUCUGGUCUCUCUUUUUUUUUUUUUUUUUAUGAAGAUCUUUAUAAAAAUUUUGCACAGCCAUUCAUAUACUAAAAUCUUUUUAUACAGUUUAUGUAAUCGAUUAUAAUAUAGAUACUAAAAUAAAACCAUUUACACAACA
This is a messenger RNA of Octopus sinensis (East Asian common octopus), 970 nucleotides long. Its product is annotated as glutathione S-transferase A. The transcript has a single exon. The record is from RefSeq and is a predicted model, not a curated record. Bases 16 to 747 code for a protein of 243 amino acids. Lineage: Eukaryota; Metazoa; Mollusca; Cephalopoda; Octopoda; Octopodidae.